AUGACUGAGCCCAUUGCCAUCAAACUCUACAGGGCCAUAUGCACCCUCAGUCUGAGGUUCUCUGCAUUCUCCAUAGCAACCUGCGUGGGCCUUGCAUCAUACCACAUCCUGGGGCUGGCCUUUGUCCUGCGCUUCAUGGGAGGCAUGACCAGUCUGCACACAAUCCUUGGCACCAUGUUCCAAGUGCUCUUCUGGUCUUGGGAGAAUGGAGACCUGACCUGUGACAUCAACAACAUGAUGGUGGCCAUCAUCUGUGCCACUGAUCCCAGCAGCUACUACUGUCUGAACAGGAAUGAGGUGGAGUACAUGUUCACUAUCCCUCUGAGCUAG
Acanthamoeba castellanii str. Neff is the source of this 330-nucleotide messenger RNA. RefSeq lists its product as uncharacterized. Gene Ontology annotation, biological process: arachidonate secretion; phospholipid metabolic process. Gene Ontology annotation, molecular function: A2-type glycerophospholipase activity. The coding region runs from base 1 to 330 and encodes 109 amino acids. The record is from RefSeq and is a predicted model, not a curated record. The transcript is spliced from 2 exons. Lineage: Eukaryota; Discosea; Longamoebia; Acanthamoebidae.